AACGGAGAGAGAGGAAUAUAGUUGCGUUACGUAGACGCGCGUGAGGUGUGAAAUUGUUCCCAGGCCCACACUCCAUCCACUCUGCUACUACAAGUACGCUUCGAACGUAACGCUGAUUAGCAACAUCAUCAUCGUCAUCUACAACUAGUAACAAAGAUCCAACAAGCAGAUCAAUCUCUCUCUCUGUCUCCCAAUCAAAACAGACAUGGGUUUGAAGGAGGAUUUUGAGCAGUAUGCUGAGAAAGCAAAGACUUUGCCACCGACUCAAUCAAACGAAGACUUGCUUAUCCUUUAUGGAUUGUACAAGCAGGCCACCGUUGGACCUGUCAACACCAGCCGUCCGGGAAUGUUCAACAUGAGGGACAGAGCUAAAUGGGAUGCAUGGAAGGCUGUUGAAGGGAAAUCCAAGGACGAAGCAAUGAGUGAUUACAUCACUAAGGUGAAACAGCUGCUGGAAGCAGCCGGCAUGCCUGCUUGAUAACAUUGUCAUGCCUUGCUUUCUUAUUCUGUGCUAGAAGUUCCCAACAGUUUGGAAAUAAACAAUUGCAGUGUUUGAAGCUUUUAUUAUCAUAAUCUUAUUUAUUUCUGAUGAUUUAGACAUGUUGCUUUGAGUUCAGUUAUCUGUAUCACUAUUAUUUGAAAUGCCUGUAGACAGAUGCAGAGGACCUGAAAAUUUCUGUCAACUUUUUACUUAAGUUGCUUGAUUCGCACUUUCCCUCUCAACUCUCGGUGAUAUGAAUCUAAAUUUCAUUAGAUGCUUGA
Messenger RNA from Glycine soja, 762 nucleotides. Its product is annotated as acyl-CoA-binding protein-like. Gene Ontology annotation, molecular function: fatty-acyl-CoA binding. NCBI's taxonomy places the organism in Eukaryota, Viridiplantae, Streptophyta, Magnoliopsida, Fabales, Fabaceae. Bases 206 to 478 code for a protein of 90 amino acids. The record is from RefSeq and is a predicted model, not a curated record. The transcript is spliced from 4 exons. Gene Ontology annotation, biological process: fatty acid metabolic process.